AUGGGCUGCUGCCAGUCGCGGCUGGAGCGGCUGGAGGCGGUGUCGCGGUGCAAGGCGCGCCGGCGGUACACCAAGCACCUGGUGCAGGCGCGGCGGGACAUGGCCGCGGCGCACGCGCUCUACCUGCGCGCGCUCCGGGCCACCGGCGCCUCGCUGCUGCACUUCGCCAGCGCCGAGUCCGACCACCCGCACCCCAUUCCUCCGCGGCUCACCACCAACACGGGCCGCCGCCGUCCCCGCCGCCGCCUCCCCCCGCCGCCACCGCCGCCGCUCAGCCCCUCCCCGACCACCAGGUCCUGGACGACAAAUUCCUCCUCGAUCUCCGCGUCCGCGAUCUGCCCCCCUCCGCCGCCGCCGCCAAUGCCGUCCAGCUGGGACUUCUGGGACCCCUUCGCGCCCUCCUCCUCCCGCUCCGCCACCGAGGACGCCGACUGGGACGACGCCGCCACCACCGUCGUAGACGCGCCCAUCGCCGCCGCGCCACCCGUCGUCACGGCCGCUGCGGCGGUGGCCGCGCCCCUUCCAUCGUCACCGCUACCACCACCUCCACCACUCCCAGCGAGCUCACCGUCGUCGCGGUACCCCGCGGCGGCGCUGGAAGAAGGACCUCGCGGAGAUCGCCACCGAGCUCGAUGA
Molecule: messenger RNA, 636 nt
Organism: Miscanthus lutarioriparius
Lineage: Eukaryota; Viridiplantae; Streptophyta; Magnoliopsida; Poales; Poaceae
Source: the annotation of a GenBank genome assembly